AUGCCAUCGCCACGGACGCUGGAGCUGGCCCUCAGCGGCCUCCUCCUUUCAAGUACGAGAUCUGCUGCCGCCUCAUGCAGUCGCUGCCAAUGGCGCGCAUUUACCGCCUCCGCAGCGCUGGCCGCAAGGGCAGAGAAGCCGGCCGCGGGCGCCUCGAUGGACCCCAAGGCGACCGUCGCCGGAACGCCGAUUGAGGCGCCGCGAAGCUACGGGAAACGAGUCGAGGGCGGCUUCACACCAAAGCCGCUGCCCCGACCAAUUGGCAUGGCGCUGCCUCCUCUGCCGGGCGAGAACACGGGCAUUGACAGCCGCUCUAUGCAGCAGCGCAAGGAGGACUUUGUCAACUAUGAUAAGCAUCUGCAGAGGCGCAAGGAGCUGACUGCCAAGAUAUCAAGACCGUACUUUCGCGAUUGGGGUAACCUGCAAUACCACGAGGGCAAGUCUUUCAUUGCGCCGCCCCGCCUCUUCAAAGCCGAGCUCUCCCUCUUCUUCCCCAACCUCUACGGCCAAACACUCGUCAAGAACGAUAAAUCUCCUCGCGAUACCACCCCUCUUCUCUCCGGUAGAGCAUCCGUCGUGUCCAUCUUCAGCAGUCAGUGGGCCGAGCGACAGGUCGAAAGCUUUAUAUCAAAGGAAGCCAAUCCGCUACUCCACCAGGUGCUGGAGUCCAGUGGCGAUGAAGCACAGCUCGUCAGAAUCAAUUACGAGGAUAACAAUGGGAAAGCUCUACUAGUGAAGCUUUUCAUGGGAGGGCUGCGCAAGAGGUUUGGAGAGAAGAAUUGGGACAAGUACUUUCUCGUGCAGAGGGGCAUUACCGACGAGAUCCGAGAAUCAAUAGGCCUACUCAACAGCAAGGUCGGCUAUACAUAUCUGGUUGAUCACCACUGCAGGAUACGAUGGGCUGGAAGUGGGUCAGGUCACCCGGAUGAGUUGGAGAGUCUGGCCAAGGGGCUUGGAAAGCUUGUUGAUGAUAUUAAAAAGGAGGCUUUACUGCCCGCAACCGCGCGAGAGAAGCUGCCUGGCAAGCCUCACCUGGAAAAAACAAAGGGUUCGGACUAG
Molecule: messenger RNA, 1059 nt
Organism: Trichoderma breve
Lineage: Eukaryota; Fungi; Ascomycota; Sordariomycetes; Hypocreales; Hypocreaceae
Product: ATP10 protein domain-containing protein
Exons: 2
Coding region: 1-1059 (352 amino acids)
Biological process (GO): mitochondrial proton-transporting ATP synthase complex assembly
Cellular component (GO): mitochondrial inner membrane
Source: RefSeq, a predicted model, not a curated record